Messenger RNA from Cervus elaphus (red deer), 2809 nucleotides. RefSeq names its product inner membrane mitochondrial protein (gene IMMT). The record is from RefSeq and is a predicted model, not a curated record. Gene Ontology annotation, cellular component: MICOS complex. Gene Ontology annotation, biological process: cristae formation. Bases 16 to 2469 code for a protein of 817 amino acids. The transcript is spliced from 15 exons. Lineage: Eukaryota; Metazoa; Chordata; Mammalia; Artiodactyla; Cervidae.
GCCCACCCUCUUCGAAUGGCCGGGACAGGAGCGAGACGGGGCUGCGCGUGCGCAGUGGCGUUGGCUGCCCUUCCGGUACGCCCGGCGCGGACAGGCGGCGCGGACGCAGGCACGCACGGACGCACCGUCUCCCCUACACGCGCCGCCGCCCUAGCUCACUCUUACACCCGAAGCGGCGUCAACGCAGCAGAGAUGCUGCGAGCCUGUCAGUUAUCCGGCGUGACCUCCACCGCCCAGAGUUGUCUGUGUGGGAAAUUUGUCCUCCGUCCCUUGCGACCAUGCCGCAGAUACUCCACUUCAGGCAGUUCUCGGUUGUCUGCUAGCAAAAUUGCUGGAGCUGGCAUUUUGUUUGUUGGCGGCGGUAUUGGUGGCACCAUCCUGUAUGCCAAAUGGGAUUCCCAUUUCCGGAAGAAUGUAGAGAAAACCAUACCUUACUCAGAUAAACUCUUUGAGAUGGUCCUUGGUUCCCCACCUUACACUGUUCCAUUGCCAAAGAAACCGAUUCAGUCUGGUCCACUGAAAAUCUCUAGUGUAUCAGAGGUAAUGAAAGAAUCAAAACAGCCUGCCUCACAACCUCAAAAACAAAAGGGAGAUACUUCAGCUUCAACAACAGCACCUACAGAGGCAGCUCAAAUUAUCUCCGCAGCAGGUGAAGCACUGUCGGUCCCAGCCCCUGUGGUUCAGCAUGAGGAACCUGUAAAAACCGAUCACCCUGAAACUGGUGAAGGAAAACCCAAGCCUGCAACUUCAGAGGAAGCAUCCUCAACUUCUGUAAGGGAGCGGCCACCUGAAGAAGUUGCAGCACGGCUUGCCCAACAAGAGAAGCAAGAACAAGUUAAGAUUGAGUCAUUAGCUAAGAGCUUAGAAGAUACUCUGAGCCAGACCGCCUGCAUCACUCAGCAGGCUAUUGUGGCUCAGAAUGCUGCGGUGCAGGCUGUCACUGCCCACGCGAACAUACUGAAAGCAGCCAUGGAUGAUUCUGAGGUUGCAGGUGACAAGAAGUCAGCUCAGUGGCGCACCGUGGAGGGCGCGUUGAAGGAGCGCAGAAAGGCAGUAGAUGAGGCUGCUGAUGCCCUUCUCAAAGCCAAAGAAGAGUUAGAGAAGAUGAAAAGUGUAAUUGAAAAUGCAAAGAAAGAAGAGGUUGCUGGGGCCAAAUCUCAUAUAACCGCUGCAGAGGGGAAGCUUCACAACAUGAUAGUUGAUCUGGAUAAUGUGGUCCAAAAGGUUCAGGCAGCUCAAUCUGAGGCUAAGGUCGUGUCUCAGUAUCAUGAGCUCGUGGUCCAAGCCCGGGACGACUUUAAACGAGAGCUGGACAGUAUUACUCCAGAAGUCUUGCCGGGGUGGAAGGGGAUGAGUAUUUCUGAUCUAGCUGACAAGCUGUCUGCCGAUGACCUGAACGCCCUGAUUGCUCAUGCGCAUCGCCGCAUUGACCAGCUGAACAGAGCACUGGCCGAACAGAAAGCCACAGAGAAGCAGCACAUCGCCUUAGCCUUGGAGAAACAGAAGCUGGAGGAAAAGCGGGCGUUUGACUCUGCAGUGGCAAAAGCAUUAGAGCAUCACAGAAGUGAGAUACAGGCUGAACAGGACAGAAAGGUAGAGGAAGUCAGAGACGCCAUGGAGAAUGAAAUGAGAACCCAGCUUCGCCGGCAGGCUGCUGCCCACACGGAUCACUUACGAGACGUCCUUAGGGUCCAAGAGCAGGAACUGAAGUUUGAGUUUGAGCAGGACCUGUCUGAGAAGCUUGCUGAACAAGAGUUACAGUUUCGUCGGCUCAGUCAGGAGCAGGUUGACAACUUCACUCUGGAUAUAAACACUGCCUAUGCCAGACUGAGAGGAAUCGAGCAGGCCGUUCAGAGUCAUGCAGUUGCUGAGGAGGAGGCCCGAAAAGUGCACCAGCUCUGGCUCUCAGUGGAAGCCUUGAGGUACCGCAUGAAGACGGCGUCUGCAGACCUGCCCACGGUUCCCCUGGGCAGUGCAGUUGAGGCCAUCCGAGUCAGCUGCUCCGAUAGUGAAUUUGCCCAGGCGCUAACCGCGGCCCUCCCUCCAGAGUCCCUGACCCGUGGGGUAUACAGUGAAGAGACCCUUAGAGUCCGUUUCUAUGCUGUCCAGAAACUGGCCCGCAGGGUAGCCAUGAUCGAUGAGACCAGAAAUAGCUUAUACCAGUACUUCCUCUCCUACUUACAGUCCCUGCUCCUGUUCCCACCUCAGCAGCUGAAGCCACCAGCAGAGCUCUGCCCCGAGGAUACAAAUACAUUUAAGCUACUGUCAUAUGCCUCCUAUUGCAUUGAGCACGGUGACCUGGAGCUGGCAGCAAAGUUUGUCAAUCAGCUGAAAGGGGAGUCCAGACGAGUGGCCCAGGACUGGCUGAAGGAAGCCCGAAUGACCCUAGAAACUAAGCAGAUAGUGGAGAUCCUGACAGCAUAUGCCAGUGCUGUAGGGAUAGGAACCACUCAAGUGCAACAGGAGUAAGGCCUAGGAAGAGUCCCGUAAAGUCAUGUUAUAUAUCAGAGGAAAUCAGCAGUAAUACCUGAAGGGUUUGCAACAGGGUCUUAGAAUUGUCUAGAAGUGAGAAAGUUACAAGUACUGUUCCAAAUGUUAACACCUGUUGCAUUUAUAUUAUUUCCACUUGCUAUCAUGUCAGUCAACUCCAGGAGUAUUUUAUUUGCAACUUGUGUAACAUUUUCUGUUUUUCAGGUUUUACUGAUCAGGCUGGUGAGCCAGUCAAAAUAAUGUUUGUGAUCACUAUUACUAUUGAUUUUGCCCUUGGAGCAAACUGAAUAAAAUAAAAAGAUGACAACUGAGUAGCUCA